AUGACCGUCCCAACCACCAUCGACCCCAAAGAUAUCCAGGCCCACCUGGCCCAGUUCCAGGGCGACAGCUAUCGAGAGGGCUGGGCCUCGCUCUGGGACAAGGGCGAAGGUCUGCCCUGGGACCGCGGCUUCCCCAAUCCCGCCCUGGAGGACGCCCUGGUCCAGCGCCGCGCCACCAUUGGCGGGGCCAUCGGCCAGGACGCGCAGGGUCAGUCGUACAGACGGAAGGCCCUCGUACCUGGCUGCGGCAGGGGUGUCGAUGUGCUACUGUUGGCGAGCUUCGGCUUUGAUGCCUACGGUCUCGAAUACAGUACCACCGCCAUCGAGGCCUGUAAGAACGAGGAGGCCGAGAAUCACAGCUGGUAUCGGGUCCGAGACCAGAAGAUCGGUCAGGGAAAAGUCACCUUUGUGCAGGGUGAUUUCUUCAACGAUGCCUGGCUGCAGCAGAUCGGAGUGCCGCUGAACGCUUUUGAUAUCAUUUAUGAUUACACGUUUUUCUGUGCUCUGGAGCCAUCGCUGCGUCCCAAAUGGGCUCUCCGACACACACAGCUUCUGGCUCCCUCGCCGGCGGGUAACUUGAUCUGCCUCGAGUUCCCCCGUCAGAAGGACCCCAAGGCAGCGGGACCCCCGUACGCCGCACCGUCGGAGACAUACGUGGAGCACCUGAGUCACCCGGGUGAGAAUAUUCCUUACAAUGACCAGGGUAUUAUCAAGCAGGAUCCUCUCCGUGCCCCGAGCAAGGGUGGCCUCGAGAGAGUGGCCUACUGGCAACCUGAGCGGACCCACGAGAAUGGUUUGGACGAGAAUGGCAAGAUCGAGGACAGAGUCUCCAUCUGGCGCCUACGCAAUUAA
This is a messenger RNA of Penicillium argentinense, 852 nucleotides long. Its product is annotated as putative thiol methyltransferase. Lineage: Eukaryota; Fungi; Ascomycota; Eurotiomycetes; Eurotiales; Aspergillaceae. Gene Ontology annotation, molecular function: S-adenosylmethionine-dependent methyltransferase activity. The transcript is spliced from 2 exons. The record is from RefSeq and is a predicted model, not a curated record. Bases 1 to 852 code for a protein of 283 amino acids.